Molecule: messenger RNA, 2885 nt
Organism: Branchiostoma belcheri (Belcher's lancelet)
Lineage: Eukaryota; Metazoa; Chordata; Leptocardii; Amphioxiformes; Branchiostomatidae
Product: hydroxymethylglutaryl-CoA synthase, cytoplasmic-like
Exons: 11
Coding region: 1095-2639 (514 amino acids)
Biological process (GO): acetyl-CoA metabolic process
Molecular function (GO): hydroxymethylglutaryl-CoA synthase activity
Source: RefSeq, a predicted model, not a curated record
GCUCACUUUGCAAGCACAAUCGUUUGGGUGUUACUGUUAAAAAGAAGAAAGAAAAGAAAUGUAAAGACAAAUACAUUUUUUCAAUGAUAUUUUUUUCAAUAAAAUAACGGAUUCAAGCGUAAUAUUGAGGAGUGAGACUUACAAGGAACUUUGUAGUAAAUUAGUACCAACCAUACUUUUUACAUGUUAUGCAAUACACGAUUGAUUAAUAAGGAUAGCGUUACGAUGUCCAUUGCACUUAUUCACAGACUAACCUUGGUUCAUCAUCAUCAAUCAUGGUUAUCCAGUCAAAAGAAUUGCGAAGAAUUAAGUAAAAUGUCUUUUGGGAACCAAGAAAUCACCAUGGCAACGAGAAUGCCCUCCCUCAUCCAACAGGUGGCAAUUUUCCUGGGCGCUGAUUGGUGCAAACGAACAAGCCCCCGACGUUCCAUCGUACCUGGCAACGCGUACGUACAAAAUUUGGCGGGAACGGCAGAAAAAGUUGUUUUUUUACUCGCAAAUCCUCCAAGAAAACAAUCCAAAAUGUUGAAAUCCGCGCUGAAACCUGCAAGUGUACGAAGUCCAUGGUAGUCCCAGUGCGAUCUUCUUGCUUCGACCCAACUUUCUAAGACACAAUAUUUCCAAGACAGACUUUUGGAACGACGUAUUUCCUUGAAGACGCUAGUAUCUCAAGUAAAUCCGAAAGUCUUGAAUACCGUCUUAGCCGUUGGAACCUCCUUGCCGGUGUCUAAUUUAGGUUAGUUUGAACCAUCAGACGACUUUUUAGGUCAGAAAUGCGGCCACGCGAUUGGCUGAUGAGAAAUGGCGCCAUCAGGCCACCUCCUCACGUGAUGACGUCAGUUGAUUAGAACCCGAAAACUCGCGCGCUGAUUGGUCAGAUUUGACCCCCGCGCACGCGCCCACCAACCAAAACAAAGAGGUCACCCUCUAGGCAGAAUCGUCCGAUUCUCGUGAACAUAUAGACUUUUUAUAUCGCUUUUUGCUCAAAUUGCUGGGAGAUACGGCAAAGACUAGACGUUCUGUGCGUCUGCAAGGAUAUCGAGAACCUUUUGGGAGAUUUUGGAGGCCAGGAGAUUGAGAAAAAGACAGACAAGAUGCCAGGAUCUGCGGGAAAGAGGAAAGCCGAGAACUGCUGGCCCGAUGACGUUGGCAUUGUCGCCAUGGAGAUGUACUUCCCCGCCCAGUACGUCGACCAAUCACAGCUCGAGGAGUACGACGGCGUAUCUUCGGGGAAGUACACGAUCGGCCUGGGUCAACAGAAGAUGGGGUUCUGCAGCGAUAGAGAAGACAUCAACUCUCUCUGCCUCACUGCUGUGCAAAACCUCAUGGAGCGCAACAAUGUUUCCUACGAGAACAUCGGCCGACUCGAGGUUGGCACAGAGACAAUCAUUGACAAGUCGAAGAGCGUGAAGACGGUUUUGAUGCAGCUGUUUGCCGAGUCUGGGAACACGAACGUGGAGGGAAUCGACACAACCAACGCCUGCUUCGGGGGGACCCAGGCCCUGUUCAACUCUCUCGCUUGGGUGGAGUCUAGUGCCUGGGAUGGUCGGUAUGCCCUAGCAGUGGCGGGUGAUAUCGCCGUCUACGCGACCGGGAACGCUCGACCAACAGGAGGGGCCGGAGCUGUAGCCAUGCUGAUUGGUCCUAACGCUCCUCUGGUCAUCGAGAGAGGCCUGCGUGCGACUCACAUGCAGCAUGCGUAUGACUUCUACAAACCAGACAUGGUGUCGGAGUACCCAGUUGUGGACGGGAAGCUGUCUAUUCAGUGUUACCUGGGCGCGCUGGACAGGUGCUACAGACUUUACAAACACAAGGUGCACACUGUGGAAGAAGGCCGUACGUCCCCCCUGACCCUAGAAGACAUUGACUACUGCCUGUUCCACACUCCUUACUGCAAACUGGUGCAGAAGUCCUUCGCAAGGCUCUACUUUAACGACUUCUUAGACGCAGCCAAAGAUGACCCCAAGUACACCGGACUGGAGGCCUUUAGGGACUUAAAGUUGGAGGACACUUUCUCCAACAAGGAUCUUGAGAAGGCUUUUGUGAAUGCCAGUAAGGAUCUGUUCAACAGUAAGACCAAACUGGCCCUGCUGCUGGCCACACAAGUGGGAAACAUGUACACACCUUCACUGUACUCUGGACUGGCUUCUCUACUGUAUAGUAAAUCUGCAGCCGACCUUGCGGGUAGAAGGGUCGGGUUCUUUUCCUAUGGCUCCGGUCUGGCGUCCGCCAUGUUCUCUGUACGGGUAUCCCAGGAUGCAACACCGGGGUCGCAGCUGGAGAGGCUUGUAGGGAGCUUCUCUGACCUUCAGGCCAGGCUGGACUCCAGGAAGUGCUUUUCCCCUGCUGACUUUGCAGAGAUGAUGAAACUCAGGGAAGACACGCAUCACUUAGCAAAGUACACCCCAGUAGGGUCAGUAGAAGACCUGUUCCCUGGUACCUGGUACCUCACACAUGUAGAUGAGAUGCAUCGCAGACAGUACAGUCGCACGCCUGUAUCACUCAGAGCCGGCGCCAGGGACGGCACAGAAGCCCCCGCAUCCGAAACACCGCAUAUAGAGAGUUCCUCCCUACCUCAGAAGAAGUCCUCCCAGGAGCCGGCACCGAGCACGUCUUCUUCCUUCGACGGGGAGCUCUGAGGACACGCAGGGAAGUGGAGACGUCUUAACUUUGUUCUUACCGCACAACACCUGGGAGUACUUAGUACACAAGUCGUCUUAGACAGGGAAAUUGUUCCUCAAGCGACUGGAUAGAUUUUAGAAACUGUCAGACGUAUUAAGUUUCUACUACUUUUCAUCAGUUCGUCUUCAUCUUUGGUACCCCCAAAUAACCCCACGAUGGGUGCCGUUAGGGGGGGGAGGGGGUCCAGGCUAAGGCGGGCAUGC